Molecule: messenger RNA, 2128 nt
Organism: Exophiala oligosperma
Lineage: Eukaryota; Fungi; Ascomycota; Eurotiomycetes; Chaetothyriales; Herpotrichiellaceae
Product: acetoacetate-CoA ligase
Exons: 9
Coding region: 1-2016 (671 amino acids)
Biological process (GO): lipid metabolic process
Cellular component (GO): cytosol
Molecular function (GO): acetoacetate-CoA ligase activity
Source: RefSeq, a predicted model, not a curated record
AUGGCGACACCGUCACAAAAGCCCUUGUGGGAGCAUCGGGCUCCCGAGUUCAGCCAGGUGGACGUAUUCCGACGACAGAUGAGUUUGAAGUACGGGUUGAAUCUGAAGACGUACGAUGACCUUCAUCGGUGGUCUGUCGACGAGCUCGAAACCUUUUCGGCGGAGGUCUGGAAAUACUGCGGCAUCGUGUACAGCGAACCACCUACAUCGACCGCCAUCGGUCUCGAAUCCAUGUGGCCACGACCUCAAUGGUUUCCUGGUGCUCGGCUGAACUACGCCGAGAACAUGCUCGCCACGGGUCUCGCCGUGCACCCUGACGCCAUCGCCGUGUCGGCGUGUCGCGAGGGUGGCACUGAAUGGAGGCAUCUCUCGUGGGUGCAAUUGAGGGCCGAAGUGGAGAGAUACGUCAGUGCAUUCAGACAUGCGGGCAUUCGCAAAGGUGAUCGUGUAGCAGCCGUCAUGACGAAUUCGCCAGAAGUCCUACUCGUUCUUUUGGCAUCGGCCGCCGUGGGGGCCAUAUUUUCGUCCACGGCUCCUGAUAUGGGUCAGAAGGGGAUCACGGAGAGGUAUCUCCAGAUCAAGCCGAAGUUAGUCUUUGUGGACUCUGAAGUGCUCUACGGUGGUCGUAACCAGGAUCUCCGUGGGAAAGUCAGCUCUGUGGUUCGAAGCCUACAAUCCGCAGGUGGCGAUUUGAAAAAGGUUGUUGUGACAAAGGGUCGACUGUGGCAGGGCAAAGAUUUAGUAUCCCUGGAUACGUUCCUACAAGCACCACGAAGAGAAUUGGUUUAUGAGCAAGUCGAAUUCGAUUAUCCCGUUUACAUUUUGUAUUCAUCUGGAACCACGGGUCCACCAAAAUGUAUAUGUCAUGCGGGUGGUGCUGCUCUUCUACAGCAGAAAAAAGACCUGAUGCUCAUCAAAGACAUGGGCCCAAAUUCGGUAUACUAUCAAUAUACUACUACCGGCUGGAUGAUGUGGAAUUACCUAGUGGCCGGACUCAGCACUGGUGCUCGAAUAGUCAUGUACGAUGGAAGUCCUUCACAUCCAAGUCCCGAAUACCAAGUACAACUGUUAUCAGAGCAAGGGGUGACUGAAUGGGGUACGAGUCCAAAAUUCCUCGCAGCACUCAAACAACACGGUUUGGGUACCAUGCCCAAUCUCGACAACCUCUAUCUCACAUUAGUCACUGGGUCACCACUCUCGGUUGAAUUGUCGGAAUGGUUUUAUCAGAAAUUUCCAAGGCAUGUUGCAACCUUUAGCAGUUCAGGCGGUACAGAUCUCGUGAGCGCUAUUGUGAAUGGUUCAAUGAUGAGACCUUUCUACGCCGGAGAAUUGGCGACGAAAUGUCUAGGAAUGGCCGUGGAAGUUUGGGACCUUGACGGCAAAAACAUCGAAGAUACCGGGGAAAAGGGAGAUCUCGUAAUCACGAAACCGUUUUUCAGCAUGCCCGUCACAUUUUGGGGCGAGGAUGGCAUGGAGAAAUAUCGAAAAGCAUACUUUGACCAGUUUCCCGGCGUGUGGUGCCAUGGUGAUUUUAUCAGCAAGAAUCCCAGUACUCAGGGUUUCAUCAUUCAUGGUAGAAGUGAUGGAGUAUUGAAUCCGGGAGGUAUCCGAUUUGGCACAGCCGAACUGUACGGCAUAGUGGACAAAUUCGAUGAGGUGCUCGAUUGCAUAGCCGUAGGUCAAAGACGGGACCACGACACGGACGAAAGGGUCUUGUUGUUUCUCAAACUCGCCACUCAGAAACCUCUGACGAAGGACCUCGAGAACCGAAUCAAGACGGCCAUCAAGACCGAACUAAGCGCCAGACACGUGCCGUCGUAUACCCUCCAGGUCGCCGACAUCCCCUACACGGCCAACGGGAAAAAGAUCGAAAACGUGGUCAAGGACAUUGUGUCUGGACGUGUCCCCAAGAUAGGAGGCACGGCCGUCAACCCGGAAUGUUUGGAAGAGUACAAGAGAUUUGUAGACUUGGACUCGAUGUCUUCUGGUUCUGGUCCCGUCAGGGCAAAGCUGUAAGUAGUGAUCUUGGUACAGUAUGUGCUUAAAAGGCAAGGCGGAUAUGUGCAAAAAAGAUAUACCUAGGUAGGGACAAGAGAGUCUCGAUCCAAGGUUUUGGCCCGGAUACCAU